AUGAAUUUCAAUACCGCAGAUAUUCUGGAAGAAAUUUCUUCCACGACCCAAAAGCUCGCGAAAGGCUAUGAAACACUGAAGCAAAUUGAUAAUGUAGAUGUUGCUGUUACCCCCAAAGAACUUGUAUGGCAACGGGAUAAGGUAAAAAUUUACCACUAUAAGCGCGAAACUCCUGCUACCUGUAAAGUGCCUGUCCUGGUAUCUUUUGCUAUGCUGAACCGCCAUGAUGUGCUGGACCUGCAACAGGAUCGCAGCCUGAUGAAAAAGCUAUUGGACGAGGGCCUGGAUAUUUAUAUUAUGGACUGGGGCUACCCUACCAAGGGCGACCGCUACCUGACCAUGGAAGAUUAUAUUGACGGUUAUAUGAACGAUGCCGUUGAUUUUGUGCGUAAAAGCAAUAAUGUAAAAAAGAUCCACAAAAUGGGUAUCUGCCAGGCCGGUACCUAUUCCAUGAUCUACGCCUCCCUGUAUCCGCAAAAACUGGCCAGCCUUACUACUUAUGUGGCUCCCUUUGACUUUGAUACCGAUAAAUGCAUGCUGUUUAAAUGGGCCAAGCAUAUUGAUAUCGAUGCAAUGGUAGAUAACCUCGGUGUCAUACCCGGCGAAAUGAUCGAUGGUGCUUUUGGCAUGCUUAAUCCAAGCAUGAACAUCACCAAAUACAUCAGCGUAAUGGACUCAUUGGAAGACAAGGACAAGAUGCUGAACUUCCUGCGCAUGGAACAUUGGAAAAGCGACCUUCCGGCCAUGUCCGGCGAGAUGUACCGCAAGUAUAUUAAAGACCUCUUCCGCGACAAUAAGCUGAUUAAAGGUGAAAUGACAUUGGGCGGCCGCAAAGUGGAUCUGAAGAAUAUGACUGUACCUUACCUGAAUGUUUACGCUACGGAUGAUAAGAUUAUCCCGAACGAAAGCAGCAAAGCGGUUAUGGAAAAGAUAGGCUCCACAGAAAAAAAGGAAUAUCCUUUCCCGGGUGGUCAUAUUGGUGUUUUUGUGGGUAGCCGUUCUCAGAAAGAGCUGGCACCUGCAGUUGCCAAAUGGGUAUCAGAAAGAAAAUAA
Ostertagia ostertagi is the source of this 1053-nucleotide messenger RNA. NCBI's taxonomy places the organism in Eukaryota, Metazoa, Nematoda, Chromadorea, Rhabditida, Trichostrongylidae. The record is from the annotation of a GenBank genome assembly.